CGAUGUAACUGGUAUUCAACAGUAGACCCACGCGCUUCAAUCUCGUAGCUACCCGUAGCUUUUUAGGUGAGAGACUACUAAAAAAUGAGAGAAUUUCAAACGCCAACAAGAUGAAGAAAGUGGUUACUGCAGAACAAAUUUCGAAGUGGUUCACCUCGGGGACGGCGUUUGCUAACAUUAAACUCACAGAAAAAGCGGUUGAAAGAAAGUCCGAUGAAGCGUCGUCGAAAGACUCCAGCCAAUCAGACGUUCCUGAAGAGGGCAGCCUAAAAAAUGUGAACUCUGAUGGAGGUUGGUUUAAAACACCAGAAUGUGGAGGGAGUCCUGCUCCUCCACUUGCCAACUACGAGUCCCCCAGCUUGCCCGUCACCAAAAACAGAGAGCAGCUGAUUUCCUUCAUAGAAAACAACUCUGUAGUGAUCAUUCAAGGAGCCACAGGCAGUGGCAAGACCACCCAGGUGCCACAGUACAUUCUGGACCACUACAAUGAGAAAAACUCCUCGUGCAACAUUGUGGUCACCCAACCACGCAAAAUUGGGGCCUCCAGUGUUGCCCGAUGGGUUGCCACCCAGCGGAAGUGUACCCUGGGUAGUCUGGUGGGAUAUCAGGUUGGACUGGAAAAGAUGGCUACUGAGCACACACGGCUCAUCUACAUGACUCAAGGAGUGCUGCUGCAAAAACUGGUUUCAGCGAAGUCCCUCACAGAGUACUCCCACAUUUUCGUCGAUGAGGUUCAUGAGCGUACGGAGGACAUGGACUUUCUCCUGCUGGUUUUGAAAAAACUUCUUCACUCCAACUCGUGUUAUGUCAAGAUCAUCCUCAUGUCAGCCACCAUUGACACCAAACAGUUUGCCGAGUACUUCGGCACCCCAUUUCAUGGCAAAAUGAUCCCUGCCUAUGUGUUUGAAGUGGAGGGGACACCGUAUGCCAUUGAGGAGUUUUACCUGGAUGACCUCCAAACACCGUUUACAAGCAGGACUGAGCUGCUUCAUCUAGAUGACCCUCGCAUUUCAGUGGAGAUGUACAAUGUCGCCAUCAGUCUCAUCCAGAGCUUUGAUGAGCUGGAGGGCAAAGAUUCCAGCAAAGCAGAAACAGACGGUGGCAUGACUUUCUCAGAGCGGGGCAGUGUGCUGGUUUUCCUUCCUGGUAUAAACGAGAUAAACUACAUGCAGGAGGCCUUGGCCAAGCUGGUCAACAAAAGAUUGCAGGUUUAUCCUCUCCACUCCUCUGUGACUCUGGAGGAACAGAAUGGUGUGUUUCUGUUCCCUGUCCCCGGAUACAGGAAGGUCAUCCUUUCCACCAACAUCGCUGAGAGUUCGGUGACUGUUCCAGACGUCAAAUAUGUGAUUGAUUUCUGCCUCGCCCGUCACAUGGUCUGUGAUCGAGAUACCAAUUAUCAGUCUCUGCGUCUCACCUGGGCAUCCAAAACCAACUGCAACCAGCGUCGCGGAAGGGCAGGUCGGGUUUCUAAGGGCUACUGUUACCGCCUUGUUACCAAAGAGUUCUGGAGGAAUGACAUCCGAGACUACAUGAUCCCCGAGAUGCUGCUUGCCCCGCUGGCCACCAUCCUGCUGAAGGUUAAGCUGCUGGAUAUGGGAGACCCCCGCUCUAUCCUUUCCACGGCCCUCUCACCCCCCAACCUUAGUGACAUAGUGAGGACAGUGCUCCAACUCAAAGAAAUGGGUGCACUGUCUGCCAAAAGUGAUGGCAGGGGUCACAGUGACGACGGCGAGCUGACGUUCCUGGGCCGAGUGCUGGCCCACCUACCCGUCAACGUGUGCCUGGGGAAGAUGAUCGUCCUGGGCCACAUCUUUGGCUGCCUGGACGAGUGCCUCAUCAUAGCUGCCUCGCACUCUCUGAAGAGUUUCUUUGCCAUACCAUCCAUGCAGCAGCUUGCUGGCCACAGGAGCAAGCUGGCCUUUGCCCGUGGCACACCAAGUGAUUCCAUAGGUUUUGUCAACGCCUUCAAGGCAUGGCACCUAUCCAGAAAGAAAGGACAGCUGAGACACCCAAAGGAUGAGUUGGACUGGGGAAAAGAGAACUUCAUUCAGAUCAAGAGGAUCAGGGAGGUUGCAGAGCUGUACGAGGACCUGAAGAAGCGUGUGUCCCAGUUCAACAUGCAUGUGCCGGAGAGCAUCCCCUCCUUGGAUUACACCAGCGCACACAGGCAGAAGUUCCUUCUUCAGGUGGUCAUUGCUGGUGCCCACUACCCCAACUACUUUGUCCAGGGAGACAUAGAUGAAGACCUGGCCAUCAGGGAGUUGAGUGGCUAUAACCCCAGAACAACAGUGAUGCUGAGGAACCUCCCUCCAUACCCAUUCCUGUACUACAAGCAGCUGCAGUCUCUGUUCCGUCUGUGUGGACAGGUCAAAGCCAUUUCCUUUGAGAGCUCCAGAGCAUAUGUGGAGUUCUACAGGACAACCCACGAUGCGGGGGUGGUGCCUGAGGUGUCUCUCGCCCUCCUCCUGGCACAGCAUCAGGCUCCUAUGGACCUGACUGUCUUCCCCAUCGAGCAGAUACAAUCCUUUCCUGGGUGUAAACACAUUACUAGCUUGAAAUAUUCACGGGUGAAUGUCGACUUCCAGAGCCAGUCUGUCAGCCCAGUGGGCCUGGUGAGCAAGGUGAUUGACCCAGACAAGCUACCCCCCAACCUCUUGUUUGUGGUCAACAUCACAGAGGUGGUGGAGGUCGGCCAUUUCUGGGGCUUCCGAGGAGACGAAGCCAGCUUGGAGAAGCAGCGCCAUCUGACAGCGGAGAUAAACUCCUGUACGCUGCACCCUGUAACCGUGUCGCUCUACCCCAACCUACUGUGUCUGGCUCCUUACUCUGAGAUCAACGAGCAGAACAUGUACUACCGCGCCAAGAUCCUGCACAUGCGUGGCAAUACGGUGGAGGUGGUCUUCUUGGACUUCGGCAACACCGCGGUUGUCUCCUGCAGCAGCCUCAGGGAGCUCCCGUCUGACUUCCUGUCUCACCCAUUCCAGGCGGAGGAGUUCCAAGUUAUUGGAAUGCAUCCGUCAGCCAAGUCUAUCAUCCUAGGGAACCAGUGGAGCAGCCAAGCCCGCGAUCGGUUCAUGACACUUGUGAAGGGCCAUUCACUCAUCGUGUCGCUGUACUCAAUCCUCCAUGGUGUCACUCGUGUGCAGCUGCUCAGCAACACAGAGACGACCAACACCAGUGUGUUGGACAUUAUGGUGGAAGGCGAACAUGCUGUGAAGACCGAAGAGAGCUUAGAUUCCAAGCAAAACCAUGAAUCUCUGAUGUCCCUGUACAAGGACAUGGAAAGCGGUACAUAUGUCUCCAACGCUGCCAGCAGCUCCUGGAAAGAACGCAAGAAAGAGGAGAAGCAGCUCGUUGACGACCUACUCGCCCACUUUUCCAAAAGCCGCCAGUCCCAAUCCAAGACGAAGGUUCCUCUGCAUGGACCAUACAGUCCUUAUAAGGUCAACUUCCACACCUUGACCAACAAGACCUCCUACAAGACAGUGUGUAUCGAGAGAUCCAGCAUCAACUCCUUGGCCCUGAAUGAAAACCCUCAAAACAAACAUCAGAGGAUGCUGGUGGCUGGGAGUGUGUCAGUCAACUCCACAGGGGACCGUAUUCUACUGAAAGACACCUCCAUCAUGCCAGACAUCCCUGGACUGCCUGCACUUCUAACCAUGCUCUUCACCCCCAUCAUGGAGUUACGCACCAAUGAAGCGAGGACGUGCUACACUGGCGCCCUCUGUGGCUUGGGCUGGAACAGUCAAACACAGCAGGGCAUCCUCCCCGAGCAUGACAUCGAACUCACCUUUGACGUCAAAGUUGACGUAGAAGACAUAAUUGAGAUAAACGCCCUGCGAGGGGCUAUAAACCGUCUGGUGUGUGAAGGGCCCAAUGGGACGCUGCAUCUGGGGCGCGAGAGGAUAAGCCGACUGCAGGACGACUGCAGGGACCGCCUCACCAGGCUUUUCACCAAGUCACCGCCAAGGGAAGCUGAUACUCAAGUGUACUACGAGAAAACUGAGAAAUGGAACCAGGUGGAUCCUGCUCUGAGGAUGGAUGUUGUAGAGCCGAGUGAAGGAAGGGCCAGAGGCGUUCUCUUCCAGCUGCAUCCCGUCACCCUCCUCAACUGCUAAAAUCAGCCGUGCUUCUUGCAUUUGUGUUCAAUUGGAACAGAUUGUAAUGUUCUAUAAGCAGUUUUGAUUGCUUAAUUUUUUAUUUAUUUAUGUUUAGAGGAGUAUACUUUUUAAGUUCAAAUGGGUCUGUAGCAUUCAACAGUACAGCAAUAUCCUCACUCCUUACUUUAUUGUUUGCAGCUGCCGCUGGAGUCGUUAUUCCGUUUAAAUAUGUUGCUGCUAAUAAGAAAUGUAAAAGUUCAUUGAUGAGAAUCACGCUGUACAGCUCUGUGUAACAGCGCUUCAGCAGUGGGACAUUAAAAAUAGUUGUUGGCAACAGAUGAGGCUUGUCAAUCAGUCUUCAUUCAAACAAAGUGUCAUUGUGACCCG
Messenger RNA from Anarrhichthys ocellatus (wolf-eel), 4487 nucleotides. It is a transcript of the gene tdrd9, whose product is annotated as tudor domain containing 9. The record is from RefSeq and is a predicted model, not a curated record. The transcript has 35 exons. The coding region runs from base 111 to 4118 and encodes 1335 amino acids. Gene Ontology annotation, molecular function: helicase activity; ATP binding; RNA binding. NCBI's taxonomy places the organism in Eukaryota, Metazoa, Chordata, Actinopteri, Perciformes, Anarhichadidae. Gene Ontology annotation, cellular component: intracellular anatomical structure.